GGAGGCGGGGAGGGAAAGAUGAGAAGCCGGGCGGACACCAAAAAAAGUUAGCUCAGCGCCCUGUUCCGGACUCCUCCGGUCCUAGAGCCGGGCAGGGGCUUCGGUGGCUUCCGCUGACCCCAAAUCCAGGCCCCCUGAGGGGAGCACCCGCGAUUGGGCGUCGGGGAGUCCGAGCCUCAGCCCGGGAGGGGGCGUGACCCGCGUGGAGCCUGGCGCUAGGACUCGGGGCGACGGUCCCCGGCCGCUAGAGAUUGGGGAGCACUGGGAGAGCUCGAGGUAGGGGACCAAGGGAGCGGGCUCGUGUUCGUGCGCGGCCUCGUGCGCGGCCAUGGCGGGCGAGGCGCGCGCAAUGCUCAGCCUCUUGCUCCCGCUGCUGCUGCCCCCGCGGGGCGCGCGUGCGCAGUACGAGCAGUACAGCUUCCGCGGGUUCCCGCCCGCCGCGCUGGCGCCGCUCGCCUCCGCCUACGGCCGCGCGCUCGAGCUGUACGAGCGCGGCGCGUGGCGCGAGAGCGCGCAGGGGCUGGAGGCGGCGCUGCGGCUGCACCGCUUGCUGCGCGACAGCGAAGCCUUCUGCCACGCGCGCUGCGGCGGCCCCGGCGACCCUGGCGAGCCCGACGGCGACGAGCCCUGGGCGCAAGAGCUACGGCUCUUCGGCGCCGUCCUGCAGCGCGCCGCCUGCCUGCGCCGCUGUCAGAGCGAGCUGCCCGCCUUCCGCGUGCCCUACCCGCCGCGCCAGCUGCUGCGGGACUUCCAGAGCCGCCGGCCCUACCUGUACCUGCACUAUGCGCUCUUCAAGGACGAUCGAUUGGAGAAGGCAGUGGCCGCAGCAUACACCUUCCUGCAGAAGAACCCGAAGCACGAACUGACCGCCAAGUACCUGGCCUACUACCGGAGCAUGGUGGAUGUCGACGAUGAGUCCCUCACCGACCUGGAGGCCCAGCCCUACGAGGCCGUGUUUCUCCGAGCCGUGAAGCUCUACAACAGCGGCGAUUUCCGCAGCAGCGCCGAGGACAUGGAGCGGGCCCUGGCCGAGUACCUGGCCGUCUUUGCCCGGUGUUUGGCGGGCUGCGAGGGGGCCCAGGAGCAGGUGGAGUUCAAGGACUUCUACCCAGCCAUAGCAGAUCUCUUUGCAGAGUCCCUGCAGUGCAAGGUGGACUGUGAGGCCGAUCUGACCCCCAAUGUGGGUGGCUACUUCGUGGACAAGUUCGUGGCCACCAUGUACCACUACCUCCAGUUUGCCUACUACAAGUUGAAUGACAUGCGCCAGGCCGCCCGCAGUGCUGCCAGCUACAUGCUCUUUGACCCUGGGGACAGCAUCAUGCAGCAGAACCUGGUGUUCUACCGCUUCCACCGAGCGCGCUGGGGACUGGAGGACCAAGACUUCCUGCCCCGGGAGGAGGCCGCACUCUACCACAACCAGACAGCCGAGCUGCGGCAGCUGCUGGAGUACACGCACACACACCUGCAGGCUGAUGACGAGAUGGAGCUGCAGGAAGCAGAGCCACCAAUUGAGCCCGAGCGGCCCCCAUCGGAUGCAGAGUUUGAGGGUCCUGGGGACUACGAGGAAGGGCUCUAUGCGGACUGGUGGCAGGAGCCAGAUGCCAAAGGGGAUGACGCCGAGGCUGAGCUGGAGCCUGACCUGGCAUGAGGAAUCCCCCGGGGGGGUCACCACACCCCUUGAAAGCUCAGGAAGCCCAAGUGGCAGCCAGGACUAUUUAUGAAAACCUGACCGUGGACACAGCUGGCCUGUCUCCAGUUGCAGAGCGCACUGCUGCCUCCUGUGUCCAGAGCACAGGACCUCCCUGGGCCAUGGGCAGGGGCCAAUGGGACCAGGUCCUCCUGCUUCCUAGAAGACCUCCUGCAGCAGUCCCCGCCCGAGUGGCAAAGGGACACCGGGGCUGAGCAGCGCAGGAGCAGGCGUGCGGGAAUUCCGUGUAGACAUGGGUGCUCAAUAAACGCUCACUGUGGGGCAAA
Cavia porcellus (domestic guinea pig) is the source of this 1974-nucleotide messenger RNA. It is a transcript of the gene P3h4, whose product is annotated as prolyl 3-hydroxylase family member 4 (inactive). Gene Ontology annotation, biological process: peptidyl-lysine hydroxylation; collagen fibril organization. Gene Ontology annotation, cellular component: endoplasmic reticulum. The record is from RefSeq and is a predicted model, not a curated record. The transcript has 9 exons. Gene Ontology annotation, molecular function: protein binding; collagen binding. Lineage: Eukaryota; Metazoa; Chordata; Mammalia; Rodentia; Caviidae. The coding region runs from base 329 to 1648 and encodes 439 amino acids.